This is a messenger RNA of Culex pipiens pallens (northern house mosquito), 507 nucleotides long. RefSeq names its product general odorant-binding protein 72-like. Gene Ontology annotation, cellular component: extracellular region. The transcript has 3 exons. Gene Ontology annotation, molecular function: dibutyl phthalate binding; odorant binding. The coding region runs from base 19 to 456 and encodes 145 amino acids. NCBI's taxonomy places the organism in Eukaryota, Metazoa, Arthropoda, Insecta, Diptera, Culicidae. The record is from RefSeq and is a predicted model, not a curated record. Gene Ontology annotation, biological process: olfactory behavior; sensory perception of smell.
UCUCGGAAAACCAUAACCAUGAGCUGGCGAAGUAUCAUGCUGGUGACUGUCACCAGCAUGGUACUAUUGCUUGCCAACUCUGUGGAUAGUUACGCCACAAUGGAACAGCUGAGCAAAUCAGGCGACAUGAUGCGAUCAGUUUGCAUGAACAAAGCGAAACCCUCUUUGGAGCACGUAGAAGGUCUUCCCUCGGGGAAAUUCCCGGAAAGCAAGGAGAUCAUGUGCUACGCAAACUGUGUGCUUGAGCUGAUGCAAGCUAUGCGCAGAGGUAAAAUAGUCGCCGACAGUGCUAUGAAGCAAGCUGAUUUGCUGAUCCCUCCAGAAUACGCGGAACCUACCAAGAGGGCAUUCGAUACAUGCCGACAUGCAGGCGAUGGGGUCAAGAACAACUGUGAAGUUGCUUAUGCAUUGCUCAAGUGCUUGCACAAGCAUAAUCCGAAAUUUUUCUUCCCCUAAAAGGUCCUUUUAGUGUUAAGUAUUGCAGAGCGUGUGGGAUUAGUUUAAGUA